UAGAAAGCCAAAGAGUAAGUAAAUAUAAACAAGCAGUGAUGAAGGAUUCCACAGUAGCAAUGGUGGGUGAUCAAAGGAUUCAAAAUGAGCGUGAAAGUGCCAAGUUUUCGUUACAGAGAAAAGAAGGCCAACAUGAAUCAUCAAAAUGGAUUCUUGAGAGCAUUGAGAUUGAUCCCAUUGGGGAGGUGGUUUCUAAACCUGAUCAUGCAUCCAAUGAAGGAAUGGUGGUAAAAGCUCCCAAUGAGGUUUCAUUUCUCAGAAAUGGAAGCAAUGUUAGGAGCAGGAAUGGUUUUCAGGAGAAAGGCAACAAGAUGGUGAGGCUGCAAUCAGGAGCAGCCAGAGGGCUUAAGGGUUUACGGUUCCUCGAUAGAACGGUCACAGGGAAAGAAGAUGAUGCAUGGAGGUCUAUUGAGAAGCGCUUUGCUCAACAUGCAGUUGAAGGGAAGCUCUCAAAAGACAAAUUUGCAGCCUGCAUGGGCAUGGGGGCAGAGUCAAAGGAUUUUGCUGGGGAACUCUAUGAAGCCUUGGCAAGGCGGAGGAAAAUUUAUGCAGAAAAUGGGAUUACUCUGGAUGAAGUUAGAGUAUUCUGGGAGGACAUGACUAACAAAGAUCUCGAAUCCAGACUACAAGUGUUCUUUGACAUGUGUGACAAGAACGGAGAUGGUAGGCUAUCAGAGGAAGAAGUCAUGGAGGUUAUAUUGUUGAGUGCCUCAGCAAAUAAGUUAGGAAAUCUCAAACAGCAUGCUGCUGAAUAUGCAGCUUUGAUCAUGGAAGAGCUUGAUCCGGAUCAUCAAGGAUACAUAGAGAUGUGGCAGCUAGAAACUCUGCUAAGGGAAAUGGUUAGUACUGAAGAUGUCACAAAAAAACUUUGUACUAAAACCCAAACUUUAACUAAAGCUAUGAUACCAAGAAAGUAUAGAACUCCCGUUAGCAAAUUUCUCUCUUCAACCGCAGAUUUUGUGAUGGAUAAAUGGAAAAAAUUAUGGGUUUUCACACUUUGGUUGGCAAUAAACUUGGGGCUUUUCAUUUGGAAGUUUCGCCAAUAUCGUGAAAAAGGAGCGUUUGAAGUCAUGGGUUAUUGUGUCUGUUUUGCAAAGGGUGCUGCUGAGACACUCAAGUUCAACAUGGCUCUAAUUGUGCUAACCAUGUGCAGAAGAACCCUUACAAAGCUAAGAGGAACUUUUCUUAGUAGAAUCAUCCCGUUCGAUGACAACAUAAACUUCCACAAGUGUAUUGCUGUUGCUGUAGUUAUAGGGACUUUGAUUCAUGUACUAAUGCAUGUCACUUGUGAUUUUCCAAGAUUAAUAACGUGCCCGUCGAAUAAGUUCAUGACGAUUCUUGGGCCAGGUUUUGAUUAUCAGCAGCCUGAUUACCUUACCCUUGUUAAAGGCGUUGCUGGUUUAACUGGAAUUUUUAUGGUCUUGAUUAUGGCCUUCACGUUCACUCUAGCAACGCAUUAUUUCAGAAAAAAUGUUGUCAAUUUACCGUCCCCGCUGCAUAGUUUGGCCGGAUUCAAUGCCUUCUGGUAUGCACAUCAUUUGCUUAUUCUGGUUUACAUACUCCUGGUCAUACAUGGCUACUUUCUCUAUCUCACCAAGGAUUGGCAUAAGAAAACGACUUGGAUGUAUCUUGCAGUUCCUCUUGUGCUCUAUGCUUUUGAGAGAAUUCAUCCAUUUUUUAAGAGUAAAGAUCACCGAGUGAGCAUCAUUAAGGCAAUAAUAUACACAGGAAAUGUUCUAGCACUCUACAUGACCAAACCCUCAGGAUUCAAGUAUAAAAGUGGAAUGUACAUUUUUGUAAAGUGUCCAGAUAUAUCUAGUUUUGAAUGGCACCCUUUCUCCAUCACCUCUGCACCUGGAGAUGACUACUUGAGUGUCCAUAUAAGAACCUUGGGAGAUUGGACUUCAGAACUCAAAAACAUGUUUGCAAAGGUUUGUGAGCCUCAGAGUGCAGCAGCAAGAAAGGGAAGCCUUGUGAGAAUGGAAACUAGAGCAAAUUCAAGCUAUGACCCUUCAAUGCCAAGCAUUACAUAUCCAAAAAUCCUCAUCAAAGGACCCUAUGGAGCCCCAGCACAAAACUACAAGCAUUAUGAUGUCCUCUUGCUUAUAGGUCUAGGAAUCGGGGCAACACCGAUGAUCAGUAUUUUGAAAGAUCUCCUGAACCACAUGAAGACAGGAAGUCCUGAAGAAAGAAGUCCUAUGGCGGAAUCCUUCCAUAGCAAUCGCUCGGUGGAGGAAGAUAAAAAAUUUCCUGAAAGAGCAUAUUUUUAUUGGGUGACAAGGGAGCAGGCUUCAUUUGACUGGUUCAAAGGUGUCAUGAAUGAUAUUGCUGAAUAUGACAAUGAUGGUAUUAUAGAAAUGCACAACUAUCUGACUAGUGUGUAUGAGGAAGGUGAUGCACGGUCUGCUCUUAUUGCCAUGAUUCAGAAGCUGCAACAUGCUAAAAAUGGAGUUGAUGUAGUUUCCGAAAGCCGGAUACGAACUCAUUUUGCAAGACCCAACUGGAAAAAAGUCUUCUCUCAAUUAGCUAGUGCACAUCCAAAUUCUCGGAUAGGGGUAUUCUACUGUGGAAGUCCUACUCUUACAAAAACAUUGAAGAGCCUUUGUCAAGAGACCAGCCUAAACUCAUCUACACGCUUUCAAUUUCACAAGGAGAACUUCUAAAGGAGCAAUUCACACAACAUGAUCAAUCCUGAACUAUUUUCUUAAUGCAGGUGUAUUCUACCGUAAAUUGUUUUUUUAUAACCAUAGUUUAGUGAAUUUGGAUUGAAGUUUUUGUAAGUUACUUGUAUGUAGUAAGAUUUCUUAGAAAUUGUGUUGGUUAGGACUUAGGACUAGAUCUUUUUAUCUUUUUUUCUUUCACCUUUUCCCUCAUCUACUCUUUCUCUGCCUGAGAUGUGUAUCAUAUGGUUACUGUGCAUGGCCUUACCUCAUUUCAUACAUUGUAAAUUGUAACAACACUGCAUUCAUGCAUGCUCUUUAUAGCCACAAGAUAUACAAAGUAUUGUGAGAUUACAA
Molecule: messenger RNA, 3017 nt
Organism: Lotus japonicus
Lineage: Eukaryota; Viridiplantae; Streptophyta; Magnoliopsida; Fabales; Fabaceae
Product: putative respiratory burst oxidase homolog protein H
Exons: 15
Coding region: 39-2663 (874 amino acids)
Cellular component (GO): plasma membrane
Molecular function (GO): peroxidase activity; calcium ion binding; NAD(P)H oxidase H2O2-forming activity
Source: RefSeq, a predicted model, not a curated record